Maylandia zebra (zebra mbuna) is the source of this 1011-nucleotide messenger RNA. Lineage: Eukaryota; Metazoa; Chordata; Actinopteri; Cichliformes; Cichlidae. The record is from RefSeq and is a predicted model, not a curated record.
AACAGAGAUGAAGACAAACUUGCUGAAAACUGGAGACCUCAGUCUGACUCUUGAAUAUCCCACAGAUGAAGACACAAACACCUACACCUGCCGCGUCUACAGUAUGAAGGGAGACAUCUUGUUAACAAAAACUGUGAAACUCGGUGUCAGAGUUUACACAGUAGAGGUGGUUUCAGGGUGGAGACUGUCCUGUUACCCUGCAAAACCAGGACUAACCUGCCUGAAGAUGCUAGAGUGGAGUGGAUGGACAGUGACUAUGAGAAGGUCCAUGUUUAUCAGAAUGGCUUUGACCAGCUGGAAGAACAAGACCAAGAUUAUAAAGAUCGAACACAGAUGAAUAAAGAACUGCUGAAAACUGGGGACAUCAGCCUGACCCUGAAGUACCCCACAGACUGGGACACUGACAUCUACACCUGCACCAUCUACAGCAGGGAGGGAAACAUCCUGAAAAAGAAACAAGUGAAGCUGAAAGUCAGAGGUAUCAAGGUGAACGGGGUUUCAGACAGCGAGUCUGUCCAACUGCCCUUCACAACCACAGAAAAUCUGCCUGAAGAUGUAAAAGCAGAGUGGAUAGACAGAGAGAACAGGAAGGUCAACGUGUAUAAGAACGGUUCUGACCAGGUUGGAGAACAGGACGAGGUUUACAAAGACCGAACAGAGAUGAAGAGGAACCUGCUGACAACUGGAGACCUCAGUCUAACUCUGACAUACCCCACUGACUGGGAUGGAAAGACCUACACCUGCACUGUCUACAACGGACAGGGAAACACCCUGAUGAAGAAACAGGUGGAGCUUAAAGUCCAAGUCAGCGUUCUGUCAGGUGGAGGUGGAGGAGGGGUGGAGUCUGUCAAGCUGCCCUUCAAAACAACAGAAAACCUGCCCGAAGAUGCCAAAGUGCAGUGGAAGGUCAGUGGUGAUAGGAUGGUCCAUGUGUUUAAGAACGGCUCUGACCAGCCUGAAGAGCAGGACCAGUUUACAGAGACCGAACGAAGAUUAAUAAAGACCUGCUGA